Molecule: messenger RNA, 4688 nt
Organism: Entelurus aequoreus (snake pipefish)
Lineage: Eukaryota; Metazoa; Chordata; Actinopteri; Syngnathiformes; Syngnathidae
Product: metabotropic glutamate receptor 8-like
Exons: 12
Coding region: 1585-4347 (920 amino acids)
Biological process (GO): regulation of synaptic transmission, glutamatergic; G protein-coupled glutamate receptor signaling pathway
Cellular component (GO): membrane
Molecular function (GO): group III metabotropic glutamate receptor activity
Source: RefSeq, a predicted model, not a curated record
UAUGACGCUAAGGCAUACGCAUGCAAAAUUAACUAAAAAAUCUGGCAUGCUAACAUUAGCAUGUUAACAGUUAGCAUAUGUCACUUACCAAGUUAUGUGACUCAGUGGUGUACGGCUGCAAAAUUGACAAAAAAAAAAGUUAGCAUUCUAACAGUUAGCAUAUGUCACAUACCAAGUUAUGUGACUCAGAGGUGUACGGCGGCAAAAUUGACACAAAAAAAGUUAGCAUGUUAACAGUUAGCAUAUGUCACAUACCAAGUUAUGUGACUCUGUGGUGUACAGCUGCAAAAUUGACAAAAAAAAGUUAGCAUGCUAACAGUUAGCAUAUGUCACAUACCAAGUUAUGUGACUCUGUGGUGUACGGCUGCAAAAUUGACAAAAAAAAAGUUAGCAUGCUAACAGUUAGCUAAUGUCACAUACCAAGUUAUGUGACUCAGAGGUGUACGGCUGCAAAAUUGACCAAAAAAGAAGUUAGCAUGCUAACAGUUAGCAUAUGUCACAUACCAAGUUAUGUGACUGUGGUGUAUGACUGCAAAAUUGACAAAAAAAAAAGUUAGCAUAUGUCACAUACCAAGUUAUGUGACUCAGAGGUGUACGGCUGCAAAAUUGACCAAAAAAAAGUUAGCAUGCUAACAGUUAGCGAGUGACAAGUGCUAAGUUAUAUGACUGAGAUGUACGGCGGCAAAAUUGGUACAAAAAUUAGCAUGCUAACAGUUAGCAUAUGUCAUGUACAAAGUUAUGUGCCUCUGAGGUGUUUGGCAGCAACAUUUGCAAAAAAAAAAAAAAAAAGAAAUUAGCAUUCUAAAGUUAGCAUGCUAACGUUAGCAUGCUUUACAGCAUUCACACAAUUAUUGUGCUGGCUCUCAUCAGAUGGUGUACCUUAUGAAGUGGCCAUUGUUGGGGUUGAUUAAAAACGUAAAUAAAUACAUCAAGAAAAUAAAUGUGGAAUAUUAAAAGAUGACAAAUGGUCUUUUUUGUAUUUUUUUGUAUCUAAGUUUGUGUUGUGGUUGCAGUGCUGCUCCACUGGAGGGCGCCCGAGUAUCACGUGUGUCGAUCGUCCAGGAAAAAGAAUUCACCUGUCCGCACACGUCACUUUUCUUCUCGUCACGUGCAGACCAGCCCCCCUUUUCCCGCCAUCAGACCCUUUGUGGAACUUGGUGAGCCCCCCCCACCCCGCCAAAACACCGCAUCUUGGCGGGAGAGAUGAGCGGCGGGGGCUACCGAGUCACGACGAGGGCGGGGCGGGGGGUGGGCUGAUGCGCCCCAGUGACCUGGCGUCGGUCCACGGAGGAGAACCGGACACCCACCACAGGUGAAGGAAGUGACGUCACCUCCUUGGCAAAUUGCUGCCUCGGCGCGAGAAAGGUCCGCGGCGGCGCGGGAAAAAUCUUGCUCGUGCUGCGGACGGAAGCAGGAAGCUUGUAAAGGAGGACGUCGAGGAGGAGAUGUUCCACAACAGAAGAAGAAGCCCAGAAGAACCUCCAGGUUUUCAGGUGUAGUGAUCCAGUAUUUGGACUCUGGGUGCCUCCAUGGUCCCGCCUGUCUCCACCUCGCCGCCCUGCCCGUGUGUUGACGCCCUGCAAGAUGGCGCCAGCUCGGAAGCCGCUGAGCGCCACGUGUCGCCACUUCCUGUCUCUGCUGAUACUGAACGGCUGCUGGCCGCCAGGCUCCGCCUCCCAGAAGAGCGCCGCCAGCGCCGACCCCCAGCAGCCCUCGGCGGAGUACGCCCACUCCAUCCGACUGGACGGCGACCUCAUCCUAGGGGGGCUGUUCCCCGUGCACGCCCGCGGCGAGCGAGGUCUGCCUUGCGGCGAGCUGAAGAAGGAGAAGGGGAUCCAUCGGCUGGAAGCCAUGUUGUUCGCCAUCGACCUCAUCAACAAGGACCCCGAGCUGCUGCCCAACGUGACGCUGGGGGCGCGCAUCCUGGACACGUGCUCGCGCGACACCUACGCCCUGGAGCAGUCGCUCACCUUCGUGCAGGCGCUCAUCGAGAGGGACGCCUCCGACGUGCGCUGCGCUAACGGCGAGCCGCCCGUCCUCGCCAAGCUGGACAAGGUGGUGGGCGUCAUCGGGGCGUCGGCCAGCUCCGUCUCCGUCAUGGUGGCCAACAUCCUGCGCCUCUUCAAGAUCCCUCAGGUCAGCUACGCGUCGACGGCGGCGGAGCUGAGCGACAACACCCGCUACGACUUCUUCUCCCGCGUGGUUCCUCCAGACUCCUACCAGGCCCAGAGCAUGCUGGACGUGGUGCUGGCCAUGGGCUGGAACUACGUGUCCACGCUGGCCUCAGAGGGCAACUACGGCGAGAGCGGCGUGGACGCCUUCGUGCAGAUCUCCCGCGAGUCAGGAGGCGUGUGCAUCGCUCAGUCCCUGAAGAUCCCCCGCGAGCCCAAAGCCGGCGAGUUCGACAAGAUGGUCCUGCGUCUGCUGGAGACGCCCAACGCUCGCGCCGUCAUCACCUUCGCCAACGAGGACGACAUUCGGCGCAUCCUGGAGGCGGUGAAGCGCAACAAGCUGACAGGUCACUUCCUGUGGGUGGGCUCUGACAGCUGGGGCUCCAAGAUCUCACCUGUGUUGCAGCAGGAGCGUGCGGCUGAAGGUGCCAUCACCAUCCUGCCAAAGAGGGCAUCAGUGGACGCCUUUGAUCGCUACUUCAAGAGUCGCUCGCUGGCCAACAACCGCAGGAACGUUUGGUUCGCUGAGUUCUGGGAGGAGAACUUCGCCUGCAAGUUGGGGACACACGGCAAGAAGAGCGGCGGCGUGAAGAAGUGCACAGGUCUGGAGAAGGUGGGCCGUGAGUCGUCGUACGAGCAGGAAGGCAAGGUGCAGUUCGUGAUGGACGCCGUCUUCGCCAUGGCACACGCCCUGCAUGACGUGCAGCGUCAGCUGUGUGCGGGUCACAUGGGCGUCUGCGACCGCAUGACCAACAUGGAUGGCAAGGAGCUGCUGGCCGCCAUACGACACGUCAACUUCAACGGAAGUGCGGGCACCACGGUUACCUUCAACGAGAACGGCGACGCCCCCGGCCGAUACGACAUCUUCCAGUACCAGAUCAACAAUCUGUCCAUUGCCGAGUACAAGCUCAUCGGUCACUGGACCAAUCAGCUGUAUCUCAACAUGGAGGCGCUGCAGUGGCACGAGGGCGCCGCCGCCCCGCCGGCCUCGGUGUGCAGCCUGCCGUGCCGGGCGGGCGAGAGGAAGAAGGUGGUGAAGGGCGUGGCGUGCUGCUGGCACUGCGAGCGCUGCGAGGGCUACCACUUCCUGUCGGGCGAGUUCGCCUGCCAGCUGUGUCCGUACGAGAUGAGACCGGACGAGAACCGCACGGGCUGCCAGCCCAUCCCCAUCAUCAAGCUGGAGUGGCACUCGCCAUGGGCGCUGAUUCCGGUCUUCAUCUCGGUCCUGGGCAUCCUGGCCACCGCCUUCGUGGUGGCCACCUUCCUGCGCCACAACGACACGCCCAUCGUGCGGGCGUCGGGCCGUGAAAUGAGCUACGUGCUGCUGACGGGCAUCUUCCUGUGUUACGUCAUCACCUUCCCCAUGAUCGCCGCGCCCGACGUGGCGGUCUGCUCCUUCCGCCGCGUCUUCCUGGGCUUGGGCAUGUGCUUCAGCUACGCGGCGCUGCUCACCAAGACCAACCGCAUCCACCGCAUCUUCCAGCAGGGCAAGACGGCGGUGACGGCGCCGCGCUUCAUCUCGCCCGCCUCGCAGCUGGCCAUCACCUUCUCGCUCAUCUCCGUGCAGCUGCUGGGCGUGGCGGCGUGGUUCGCCGCCGACCCGCCGCACACCUUCGUGGACUACGGCGAGCAGCGCGGCCAAGACCCCCGGAGGGCUCGCGGCGUCCUCAAGUGCGACAUUUCCGACCUGUCGCUCAUCUGCUCGCUGGGCUACAGCAUCCUGCUGAUGGUCACGUGCACCGUGUACGCCAUCAAGACGCGCGCCGUGCCCGAGACCUUCAACGAGGCCAAACCCAUCGGCUUCACCAUGUACACCACCUGCAUCAUCUGGCUCGCCUUCAUCCCCAUCUUCUUCGGGACCUCGCAGUCGGCCGAGCGGACGUACAUCCAGACGGCCACGCUGACGGUGUCUCUCAGCCUCAGCGCCUCCGUGUCACUGGGGAUGCUCUACGUGCCCAAGGUCUACGUCAUCAUCCGCCACCCGGAGCAGAACGUUCCCAAACGCAAGCACAGCUUCAAGGCCGUGGUCACGGCCGCCGCCUUGAGCAGCAAGCUGUCGCAGCUGGCGGCCCAGCGGCCCAACGGCGAGGCCCGGACCGAGCUGUGCCAGGGCGUGGAGGCUGCCGCUGUUCCCACCAAAACCACCUACGUCAGCUACGCCAACCACGCCAUCUGAACAGGACCCCGCGGACCGUCUCCAGAGUGAUCCGGGGGGGAAGUGAACUCCGGGUUUUAGUGUUUACACGAAAGGAGCCCAAAAAAAAGCGGACGGUGACGAGCAGAAAGUCCGAGAAGAAAGAGAAGAAAAACGUGUUUUUGUUGUCGUUUUUGAAAAUCGUGCUGUCGGGUACUUGGCCCACUUUUAUCCGUCUGUCGACCCGCUCAGAGGCGAGUCUGUCGUUGUUUUUUGGACUUCUGGUGGUGAACAUGUGACUGAAGUGAAGCAUGCUGGGAUUUGUGUGUUGUUUUGUAUUUUUACAAAAAGGUCUAUUUCUAAUAAAGCAAAGGUUGAAAACA